AUGGGCAAGAACAAAACUUUUAACUUCAAGUCAGAGCAUGUGACACCUUCCUCUUCUUCUUCCACCUCCUCUAAUAAUAAUAAUGGAACUUCCAAUCGGAGCACCACAACUACUCCGUCCAACUCCGCUCCGAAAAAGUCCAAUGUCAAAUCCUUCAAAAAGGAAUAUUACCGAAAGAAAGCAGCCGAAUCUACAAAUGAAGAAGAUCGACUCAUACAAACAGGCACUGGUCUCCAUUUGGAUUCAUGGCCAUACAAUUUAUGGGGAAAAUUGAAGAGUGAUUUCACCUAUGGUCCAUUGGAUCGUUUCCGACCAUUCCAAUCCAUGUUGUGUUUAACCGAUGGACACGAAAAUCCCAACAAGAAAGAAGGAGGUCUCGAAUUGAUUCCUGGAUUCGCUUCCGUUGCAGAGAGAUACUUUCCUGCGUGUGACGACAAGUUUCGAGAAGGAAAAUCCAAACGAAUCAAAUCCCCAUGGAUUUCUUCGUAUCAUGUACGUUUCAAUCAGAAAGAAGAAGAUGAACCCUUGUUUGAAAUGGUGAGAAAAGUGAAACGAGUGCCACCGAAUUGGAAUGCACCUCCACCAAGUGCAGAAUUAUUGCAACCCAUGAAUGCAGAUGAUUGCCUUGAUUAUAUGAGAAAGAUGGUGACAGAACAUGAUGCCAUUCCUUAUCAUCCCAUUAAGAAGGGUGAUUUUUUAUACUUUGAUAUUCGAACGGCUCAUAGAAAUUCAGAUGCGAAUGAAAUGGAUCGUCCUCGUUCUGUUUUCUAUCAUGCCUAUUCAGUGGCUCAUCGUGUGAAUGAAAGAACUAUUGAAACUCUCAAACAAAAACGAAAGAACUUUGAACAUCCUGACGAUUUCAAUUCCAAGUUUAAGAUGGAACAACAAGUAUUGAGUGUGGAGAAGGAUUUAAUUCCAUUGACACCUCUUGGUCAAUGCUUGUACAAUGAGAGAUCUUACAAGACCUUAUUGCAACCAGAUGAUCAAAUUCAACCCAUUUUGAAUCAACAUUCGCGUCUCACUCAACGUCAUAUUGAUUUCUUUCAUCGAUAUGGUUAUGUGGUAGUGGAAAAUGUCGUCUCUGAUGAAGAGUGUGAUCAGUUAUUGAAUGAACUUUGUCAUUAUUCCACACAGGCUGGAUGUCCUCUUUCAAUGAAUGCCAAAACAGUUUCACAAUCUGAUUUUGCAAAUAUUGGAGGUAAUUUUGGUGCCAUGGUGGAAUGGUAUUAUUUACCCAUGCAACAACGAUUAAGACAACAUGAAGGUCUUUAUGCCACCACUGUGAACCUUUUGGCGAACACUUGGUGUGCGACAACACCUAAUGCCUAUCAUGUUCCUUAUGAAUGUCCAUUUGCAGAACAUUUAGAUGCAAGGAAGUUGUGGUUGUAUGUGGAUCGAAUGAAUUUCCGUAUGCCAGAUCAAUAA
Naegleria fowleri is the source of this 1425-nucleotide messenger RNA. RefSeq lists its product as uncharacterized. The record is from RefSeq and is a predicted model, not a curated record. The transcript has a single exon. Bases 1 to 1425 code for a protein of 474 amino acids. NCBI's taxonomy places the organism in Eukaryota, Heterolobosea, Eutetramitea, Acrasida, Naegleriidae.